Gasterosteus aculeatus aculeatus (three-spined stickleback) is the source of this 902-nucleotide messenger RNA. RefSeq names its product endoplasmic reticulum protein 27 (gene erp27). Gene Ontology annotation, biological process: response to endoplasmic reticulum stress; protein folding. Gene Ontology annotation, molecular function: protein disulfide isomerase activity. Gene Ontology annotation, cellular component: endoplasmic reticulum. NCBI's taxonomy places the organism in Eukaryota, Metazoa, Chordata, Actinopteri, Perciformes, Gasterosteidae. The record is from RefSeq and is a predicted model, not a curated record.
AGCACGUCCCCUGCUCGGUUCUCUUUUCCUGCCGCCGCGUCAGUGGAAACAUGCUGAUCGCUCUGUUUUUCUCCCUCCUGGUGUCUUCUGUCGUUGCCGCAGAGAAAGACAGUGUCCUUCCCAGACUGACCGACACCAAAGCCGCCGAGGCCUUCAUCGACUCUGCUGAAGUGGUGGUCAUCGGAUUCCUGGAGGGAGAGGAGAGUCCCGGCUAUCAGCAACUUGUUUCAGCUGCAGGCCGCGUCCACUCCGUCCCUGUGGCCGUCUGCACGCACAAAGAGGUGUGGAGCCACUACGCUCUCUCCUCUGACACCAUCGCUCUUUUCAGAAAGGCAGACAACCACCAGGAGAACCUCGUUAUUGCCACAACCAAGAAGUUAGAAGCCGACGGCCUCGUGAACUUCAUCAGCGUCAAUGAGGUUCGAUACAUCACAGAGUACGAUCAAGUGACCGCCGUGGGCCUGUUCAAUUCCCAGGUGAAGACACACCUGCUGCUCUUUGCCAACAAAGGCAGUGACGGAUACAGUGAGCUGAAGGGGGCCCUGGGGGCCGUGGCCCCUGACUUCACUGACAAGUUCUUGUUUGUGCUGGUCAACGGAGCCGCCAAGUCCAACUCUCGGGCACUGGACUACUUCGGCCUCAAGUCCCAGCACCUCCCUCGAGUCGGUAUUUACGAUGGCGACUCGGACACAAAGUGGCUCCUGCCCGCUGGGGAGAUCUCCACGGAGCGAGUGCGACACUUCUGCCUGUCCUUCUUACGGGGGGAACUGAAGGAGGCGAAGCAGACGGAAGCCGAGGCCAAAGCAGAGCUCUAGGACUCGUAAUCAAAUGAAUUCAUGUGUAUUAAAUAAAACCACUGAGAGGAAAACAGACGCUGCUAUGGCCGUGUUUGAGAACGUGAA